AUGAAGCUCUCGUCUGUUCUCCUCGCCCUUUUUACUCUUGCCUCUACGGGGUUGGCAAAAACAACAUGCACUCCAAGCUUUGAUUAUUGUGCAGACGUGUUGACAAAGUCCAAGGGUUGGACCUCCAAGAUGUCCUUAAAGGAACCGACCUCGCCGAUGAGCCCCUUCAAAAUGUUUUGUUUCAUUGCACGAACCCAGGAAUUGUGGGACAUCCCAAACUUUGUCAGAGUGGCUGCAAAGAUCCAGAACAGGAAGGUAGCCACUCCUGCUCGG
This is a messenger RNA of Penicillium riverlandense, 273 nucleotides long. RefSeq lists its product as uncharacterized. The transcript is spliced from 2 exons. The record is from RefSeq and is a predicted model, not a curated record. Lineage: Eukaryota; Fungi; Ascomycota; Eurotiomycetes; Eurotiales; Aspergillaceae. The annotation marks the transcript as partial.